Aspergillus sclerotioniger CBS 115572 is the source of this 600-nucleotide messenger RNA. RefSeq lists its product as uncharacterized. The coding region runs from base 127 to 600 and encodes 157 amino acids. Lineage: Eukaryota; Fungi; Ascomycota; Eurotiomycetes; Eurotiales; Aspergillaceae. The transcript has 2 exons. The record is from RefSeq and is a predicted model, not a curated record.
UGUUGGUAUUGCGUCGCUCGCCCUCCUCACGGGCCCGAGUAGAGACCGGCGCGCUGCUGUAUAGGAGCCUUCUCCCCCCUCUGGCUUCUUUCUUCCUCAACUCCUUUCUCUCUCAUUGUUGCCUUGAUGACCACCAUCUCCGCCGACACAACCUCGACCACCACGGCUAUCAUGCCCGAUCUCUCCGCCAUGAAUGUUGCCUUUCUCCUCAUUCUCGUGGCCGGCUACUUUCUCUAUGAAAAAUACAAGGCCUACGUCACGCCCAACAACCUUCUGAAACUGCUUGAAUAUGCCGCCAAGCUGACCAAACACGUCUUCACCAUUCUGGAGGACGUCAACAAAAUGGUCCAUAUCUCGCUGGAGAUCAAAGAGGCCUACGAUAAAUUGAGAGGUCAGGAGACUGCUGCGGAACGACAAUGGCGAUUUUCAUGCUUUGCCGUCUGUCUGGGGGGAUGCUGCGCGCGCUGCUGUCAACAGGGAUACUGGGAGGAAUGCGUGGGGGCAGGACAACAGAAACAAUGGGAUUGCAGUGAUGACAUGCUCUUAUUAAGCAAUGAAAGCUCUUCCGUUCUCUUUGAGAUCUUACUCGUAGAGCCUUAA